AUGGAGCAAAACGAUCUUUUCAACGACUCUGAGGCAGAUUUGCCUGAAACAAAAGAACAUGGAACUCGCACCGUUCCUCAUCGCGAUAUGCGGGAAGCCUCCAGUGCAGAAACUCUCACCUUCUACCAUGCAGACAACACAUCCACGCCUAAGAAGAAUGCGGAAUGGGGUAUGACUCCUCAACUGAUUCGUCAACAAGAGCGUGAAGCCGCAGCAGGAUUCAAGAGACGCGAGCUCGGCGUUACCUGGGACAAUCUCACAGUAGAGGUCCCUGCUGCUUCGGCGGCUGUCAAGGAAAAUCAAUUUUCUCAAUACAACAUACCACAGCUUUACAAAGACUGGCGCCAGAAGCCGCCUAUGAAAUGCAUUUUAAAGGACAGCCACGGUUGUGUGAAACCCGGAGAAAUGCUACUGGUCUUGGGUCGCCCGGGAUCAGGCUGUACUACCCUCCUCAAGCUACUUUCCAAUCGUCGUCUAGGAUACCAUACAAUCAAAGGCAAUGUCCGGUUUGGGAACAUGACUGAAAAAGAGGCUUCUCAGUAUCGAUCCCAGAUCGUGAUGAAUACUGAAGAGGAGCUUUUCUAUCCUCGACUGACGGUCGGCCAGACAAUGGACUUUGCUACUAGGCUUAAAGUUCCUGCUCAUCUUCCGGACGGCACUAGUUCAGAGAAGGAUCAUACAGCCGAUACCAAACAAUUCCUUUUAGAAUCUAUGGGAAUCGCUCAUACAUUUGAAACAAAAGUUGGGAAUGAGUUUGUUCGAGGUGUGUCUGGUGGUGAACGGAAACGUGUGUCGAUUAUCGAAUGUCUGGCCACCAGAGGAUCAGUAUUCUGUUGGGACAACAGCACACGCGGCCUUGAUGCAAGCACAGCAUUAGAAUGGGCCAAGGCUCUUCGCGCCAUGACCGACGUCCAGGGGCUUUCGACUAUCGUCACCCUAUAUCAAGCUGGAAAUGGAAUCUACAACCUUUUCGAUAAAGUUUUGGUUUUGGAUGAAGGAAAACAGGUUUUCUACGGCCCCGCUGCAGCAGCAAAGCCAUUCAUGGAAAAUCUGGGGUUUGUGUAUACUGAUGGUGCUAAUAUUGGUGACUUUCUUACCGGUGUAACCGUGCCCACUGAGCGAAAAAUCCAACCUGGCUUUGAAAACACAUUCCCAAGGAAUGCUGAUGCCAUUUUGGCAGAGUACGAGCGAUCUCCGAUUCGAAGCUCUAUGGCGUCGGAAUACGACUAUCCAAAUACCCAGGAUGCGCGUGACCGAACCGAGUCAUUCAAAGAAUCCAUUGCCUUUGAAAAAAAUAAACAUUUACCGAACAAUACGAUCCUCACCACUAGCUUCAUGACACAGCUCAAGGCGUGUACCCUCCGUCAAUAUCAGAUUCUGUGGGGCGAAAAAUCGACCUUUUUGAUCAAACAGUUUCUAUCACUGGCUAUGUCUUUGAUUGCUGGCGCCUGCUUCUAUAACUCCCCCGAUACAUCUGCUGGCCUUUUUACCAAAGGCGGUGCGGUCUUCUUCUCCCUCUUGUAUAAUUGCAUUGUCGCUAUGUCUGAAGUCACAGAGUCGUUUAAGGGGCGACCCGUCCUGGUUAAACACAAGUCCUUUGGAUUCUAUCAUCCGUCCGCAUUUUGUCUGGCACAAAUUACAGCAGAUGUCCCCGUCUUAUUGUUACAGUGCACUAUUUUCACUGUUGUGAUAUACUGGAUGACAGGGCUCAAAGCCACUGCAUCAGCAUUCUUUACUUUCUGGGCCAUCCUUUGGGCAACGACUCUGUGUGUUACGACUUUAUUUAGAAGCAUUGGUGCUGCAUUUAGUACUUUCGAAGCCGCUUCGAAGAUCUCCGGAACGGCCAUUAAGGGUAUUGUCAUGUACGCUGGAUAUAUGAUCCCGAAACCGCAGAUCAAGAACUGGUUUCUAGAACUGUAUUAUACCAACCCAUUUGCAUAUGCAUUCCAAGCAGCCUUAUCGAAUGAAUUCCACGACCAACAUAUUCCCUGCGUGGGCACCAAUCUCGUACCUAGUGGACCUGGAUACGAGAAUGUUGAUUCUGCUAACAGGGCCUGCACUGGAGUUGGUGGCGCUUUGCCCGGUGCAGAUUAUGUGACUGGUGACCAGUAUCUUUCUUCGUUGCAUUACAAUCAUUCUCAGCUCUGGAGAAAUUAUGGUAUUGUUUGGGUUUGGUGGGCCUUAUUUGCCACCAUUACCAUUGUCUGCACAUGCUUUUGGAAUGCUGGAGGCGGCAGCGGUGCUUCACUGCUGAUUCCCCGCGAAAAACUCAACAAGUUUCGCGCCUCUGUGGAUGAAGAAUCACAGAGUCAAGGAGCAGAGCAAUCGAAAGAAACCACCGUUGGCAACGGAACGGGAGAAGUGAAUGGUAACUUAUCUCGUAACACCUCCAUCUUCACCUGGAAGAACCUCAAGUACACAGUCAAAACUCCAUCAGGUGAUCGUGUGCUCUUGGACAAUAUCCAUGGAUGGGUCAAACCAGGUAUGCUUGGAGCAUUAAUGGGUUCUUCUGGCGCCGGUAAGACCACCUUGCUCGAUGUCCUCGCCCAAAGGAAAACCGACGGCACUAUCAACGGUAAUAUUCUUGUUGAUGGCCGCCCUUUACCAGUUUCAUUCCAAAGAAUGGCUGGGUAUUGUGAGCAAUUGGAUGUCCAUGAGCCGUUUGCCACAGUCCGUGAAGCUCUUGAAUUUUCCGCUUUACUACGCCAGCCCCGAACAACUCCAAAAGCCGAAAAGCUCAAGUACGUUGAAACCAUUAUUGACCUUUUGGAACUCCAUGAUUUGGCAGAUACGCUUAUUGGCACUGUCGGAAAUGGUCUUAGUGUAGAGCAGAGGAAGCGUGUUACAAUUGGUGUUGAACUAGUGUCCAAGCCAAGCAUCUUGAUCUUCCUUGAUGAACCUACGUCUGGUCUAGAUGGGCAAUCUGCAUAUAACACUGUUCGUUUCCUGCGCAAACUGGCUGAUGUUGGCCAAGCUGUGUUGGUCACAAUUCAUCAACCAUCAGCGCAGUUGUUUGCACAGUUCGAUACUCUCUUGCUUCUGGCACGCGGAGGUAAAACGGUUUACUUCGGCGACAUUGGCGAUAAUGGGAAGACUAUCAAGGAGUACUUUGGGCAAUACGGUGCUGUUUGUCCCAUCGAGGCCAAUCCCGCUGAGUUCAUGAUCGACGUCGUCACUGGUGGCAUUGAAAGCGUCAAGAACAAGGACUGGCAUCAAAUUUGGCUCGAAUCUCCUGAACACGAUCGAAUGCUCACUGAACUCGAUAAUAUGGUCUCCGAAGCUGCUGCUAAACCGGCUGGAACUGUUGAUGAUGGCCACGAAUUCUCAAUGCCAAUGUGGGAACAGAUCAAAAUUGUAACUCAGCGCAUGAAUACUGCUCUAUUCCGAAAUACCAACUACAUUAACAACAAGUUUUCAUUACAUAUCAUUUCUGCAUUAUUAAACGGAUUUUCCUUCUGGAGAGUUGGUGGUAGCGUAUCCGACCUGGAACUGAAGAUGUUCACAGUUUUCAAUUUUGUCUUCGUUGCACCCGGUGUUAUUAACCAACUUCAACCACUUUUCAUCCAAAGACGGGAUAUCUACGACGCGCGUGAGAAAAAGUCCAAGAUGUACUCUUGGGUUUCCUUUGUUAUUGGUCUAAUUGUUUCCGAGUUCCCCUACCUCUGCGUAUGCGCGGUUCUCUAUUUCGUGUGUUGGUAUUACUGCGCGCGAUUGAAUGAUAAUUCAAAUCGCUCCGGCGCUACGUUUUUCAUUAUGCUUAUAUAUGAAUUUGUCUAUACGGGUAUCGGCCAAUUCAUAGCUGCUUAUGCACCCAAUCCCACAUUCGCGGCUCUGGUAAACCCUCUCAUUAUCAGCAUACUCACCCUGUUUUGCGGCAUCUUUGUACCAUAUAGACAGCUGAAUGUCUUCUGGAAAUAUUGGUUAUACUGGUUGAACCCCUUCAACUACGUUGUCUCGGGUAUGCUGACUUUCACUAUCUGGGGUGCUGGGGUUCACUGUAAGGAGGAAGAAUUUGCCGUAUUUGACCCAAGCAAUGGAACAUGCGCCGACUAUCUCCGCGAGUAUAUUGCCGGAAACGGUUGGCGGAUUAAUUUGACUAACCCAGAUGCUACAUCAGGCUGCCGAGUCUGUGAAUAUAAGAAUGGUAGCGACUUUUUGACAACGCUCAACAUCAACCACUACUAUUACGGCUGGAGAGAUGCAGCAAUCACGGUGAUCUUCGCUAUCUCUGGAUACGCACUAGUAUUUGGCAUGAUGAAGCUUCGAACUAAAGCAUCAAAGAAAGCCGAGUAA
Messenger RNA from Trichoderma asperellum CBS 433.97, 4293 nucleotides. RefSeq lists its product as uncharacterized. NCBI's taxonomy places the organism in Eukaryota, Fungi, Ascomycota, Sordariomycetes, Hypocreales, Hypocreaceae. The record is from RefSeq and is a predicted model, not a curated record. Gene Ontology annotation, molecular function: ATP hydrolysis activity; ATP binding; ABC-type transporter activity. Gene Ontology annotation, biological process: transmembrane transport. Gene Ontology annotation, cellular component: membrane.